Lactuca virosa is the source of this 1587-nucleotide messenger RNA. NCBI's taxonomy places the organism in Eukaryota, Viridiplantae, Streptophyta, Magnoliopsida, Asterales, Asteraceae. The record is from the annotation of a GenBank genome assembly.
AUGUUUGAGGUGUUGUCUGGGAGAAAAGCGGUAGAUUCAACCCUUGAUGAAGACCAGUGGGGUUUGGCAGGUUGGGCUCAGCACAAAAUCAAAGAGGGAAAACUCAAUCAAAUUAUUGACCAGAGACUAAUAGGACAAAUCUCCAGAAAGUGCUUGAAGGAGUUUGCAAGCGUAGCAGGCCAUUGUUUACACACCCAACCAAAACACCGCCCUACCAUGGCAGAGGUUGUGGUCAAGCUCGAGUCUAUUCUUUCACUAGAAAGAGAAAGCGCCAAUUCUGUUGUUGAUGAUGAAGGAAUCGUUUACAAGCUAAAAUCUCUUUUCAUUGGGAAAUUAGUUGUUGCUGCAAUUCGAAGCAAAUCUGAUUUCAUUGCGCAUCGUAAACCGAUAUUAGAUGAAGAUAAUGCUGCAAUACGAAAAAAUCCUUAUGAACGUUCUAGAACUUUCUCAUAUGCUGAAUUGGUAAGUGCAACAAAUGGUUUCGAGAACGAGGAACAUUCCCCAGAUUUUAAUGACUCCAUUUUUAAAGGUUGGGUUGAUGAAAGGACAUAUACGCCAACAAAAAAAGGUGUUGAUGCUGAAAUUGGAAGCAAAUCGGAUUUCAUUGUGCACCACAAACCAAUAUCAAUUGAAAUUGAUACCACAAUAGGAAGCAAUAGUACUAAUAAAAGUUUUAGAACUUUCACAUAUACUGAAUUGGCAAUUGCAUCAGGCAAUUUCACGAACAAGGAAUAUGCCCCAACUCUAAUGGAUUUCAUCUACAAAGGUUGGGUUAAUGAAAAGACGUAUGGACCAACAAUAAAUGGUUAUGGUUUAGCGAUGUAUAUUAGGAAGAUGGAGAUUCCAACACGAAAGCAGGACAUCAAACUAGAACAUUUCAAUCAUCCGAACCUUGUAAAAUUCUUUGGAUAUUGCCUGAAUGAUCACAAACUAUUUUGUGUUUACGAGUACAUUUCUGGCAUAACUUUGGAUAAAUACCUUUAUGGAGAGUCAGGUACUUCACUUUCUUGGGUUGCACGAUUAAAAAUAGCAAUAGGAGCAGCUGAAGGCCUGGCCUAUUUACAUAAAAGGAACCAGCCUGCGUAUAGCCAAUUUAAGACCAAUCUUAUAUUGGUGGAUAAGGAUUUUAAUGCUCGGCUUUCAGAUUUUGCUUUUGUUACUCAAAACUUCCAAUUGGAUGCAUAUUAUUAUGCAGCCCCUGAGUCAUUUUGUCACCAAGCAGACACAUUUGAUGGUCUUCACCCACUGCAGCUACCUGAAGAUGGUUUUGCAAUUAAGAGUGAGAUCUAUGCUUUUGGAGUGGUACUGUUGGAAAUACUUACAGGGAUGAAGGUGUAUGAUAGGAGGAGGCCCCUUGGAAAGCAAAACCUGGUGGAAUGGGCUCUUCCAUUGCUAGAAGAUGAGGUUAAUUUGAGUGUAAUUAUGGACCCACGCCUUCAAAAUAUUGAUUGUCCUCCAAAGGAAGCAUUUAAGUUCGCUCAACUUAUUUCAAACUGUCUUCAAGCAAAACAAGACAAACGCCCAUCAAUGGAAUACAUAGCGCAGGGCUUGCAUCAUUGCUAUCAAAAUGAAAUCAAAACAGUUUGA